AUGCAACCACAUCCUGACAAGGAGUCCAAAGAGCUAUGCAUUGUCCUGCUGGGGUUCAGAGGAGCAGGCAAGACCUCGUGCGGGAACCGCCUCCUGGGUGAGGCGUUGUUCCGCCUGGGGAGGACCGCCUGCUGCGCCUGGCGACGGGCUGGCGUGGCGGGGAGUCCCCUCACCGUGGUCGACACCCCUGGGUGGUGGAAGGGCGCCACCGUGGACGACACGGCCGAGCUCAUCAAACAAGAGCUGGUCUGCAGCCCCGCUCGGGGUCCUUCCACGGGACCCCCGUACCACCACGCCUUCCUCCUGGUUGUCCCGUCGGACAUCCCCUUCCUGGAGGAACACAGGGUCUCGGUCAGGGAGCACAUGGGGCUACUGGGCCUCGAUGUGUGGAGUCGCACCCUUGUGGUCUUCACCCGCCUGGACCGCCGCUCCGGAGUCCUGGAAGAGUAUAUCGAGCAGGAAGGGGCGGCGCUUCAGUGGGUUCUCAGGAAGUGCGACCACCGGUACGGCGUCCUUGACAACAAGGAGACGGCGUUCGGGGGUUCCCAGGUGACGGAGCUCCUGGGAAUGAUUGAGGAGAUGUCGGCGGGCGAGGAAGAGUCGGGCAUUCGUUAUGAGGUGGAUAGAGGGCUUGUGGAGGAGGUGGAGGGUUUGAGGAGGGCGCAGCAGCAAGGAGCAAGGCUGAGGCUGAGGAAGGUGCAAGCAGAGAGGGAAGCACGGAGAACCAUGAUGGGUGAGUGUUUUACCCUCCUCUUCAUAGCAAUGUGAUGAUUUGUAUCACUGACAUCAGUGGUGUCGUUCCAAUUUGUUGGUCUCUUCAGGUUGCCUUUAACCCUAUCUUGCGCAAGUGUCCCGUCAACCUUUUAGUUUGAGUGGAAAUGCUGCCAAAAUAAUCAAUGGAAGGUGCUUCUCAGCAACCUCUGUCCAGAAACCUGUACCAAAACUGCCCAGAUCUUCAAUUAGUUUAGUUUAGUUGUAUUUGUGCAGAUAAACAAGAUUAAAGUGGCAAAAAGAUGAACAUACACAUACAUAUAUGCCAACCCGGUAUCACGCGAUUGCGUGCUCCUGCGCACGAACGUUAAUCGAUUGAAGCGUGUUCCAGAGCACGAUAGUCCGACUUUUUGCGUGUUACACAGAACGAAAUGUAAACCAAUGCAUUCUGAAUGGGAGUGUUCUAAGACAAUUAACGUGCUCCACAAAACGGUACGAGAGAGAGAGAAAGAGAGAGAGGGAGGACAGAGAGAGAGAGAGAGCGAGAGAGAGGCUUCAGAAAGAGUGUGCGCAGAUAGUACAGUGCACCCUAGUUAUGUUUAUGCCAAAACCACAAAUGCUAUAUGUAUAUAUAUA
Messenger RNA from Gadus macrocephalus (Pacific cod), 1347 nucleotides. RefSeq names its product GTPase IMAP family member 4-like. Gene Ontology annotation, molecular function: GTP binding. NCBI's taxonomy places the organism in Eukaryota, Metazoa, Chordata, Actinopteri, Gadiformes, Gadidae. The transcript is spliced from 2 exons. The record is from RefSeq and is a predicted model, not a curated record. Bases 1 to 768 code for a protein of 255 amino acids.